Ruditapes philippinarum (Manila clam) is the source of this 1343-nucleotide messenger RNA. RefSeq lists its product as uncharacterized. Gene Ontology annotation, molecular function: calcium ion binding. NCBI's taxonomy places the organism in Eukaryota, Metazoa, Mollusca, Bivalvia, Venerida, Veneridae. The transcript has 6 exons. The record is from RefSeq and is a predicted model, not a curated record. The coding region runs from base 141 to 701 and encodes 186 amino acids.
CAUUACCCAGAGCCCCGACAUAAACUGUAAUCAGAUACAUGCAUUUAAGAUUUUUUCUAAAAUGGCAUUAUAAUAUUUGUUUCACAAUUUUAAAUCAGAUUUGUAAAUAGGUUAUUCUUGAACGAGGAAUUCAUACAAAAAUGGCAGAUAGUGAACCAAAUGCGGAGAAGACAAAUUCUGAAGCACCGAAAGAGUCUGGAAAUUCCGAAGAACAACCAAAGGAAGAACAUAAAGAAGAUGAGCAAAGUUUAGAGGAAAAGCCAACAGAGGAACAACUUGAAAAAUGGAGAAAAAACUUUGACGCUAUUGCUGAUGAAAAUGGGUUCAUAACCAGUGAUGGUCUAGAAAUCUGCCUGCAGCGGGACAAUAAAAAUCCUACCCCAAGUAAUAUAGAAGAAUUAAUGUCAGUCAUUGAUAUAGAUGGUGAUGGUAAAUUUGGAUUUGAAGAAUAUGUAAAGAUACAGCUACAAGCGUCUAAGAUGACGUUUUUCUGCAGCGAUAUUCAGAUGGAGUUGGAGCAAGCGCUUAAAGCGUUUGAUGAAAAUGAUGAUGGUACAAUCAGCAAAUCUGAACUAAAAACUAUUCUGACGGAUUAUGAUGACGCCACGUUAGAUGAUGUCAUAAAGCAUUUGGAUACCAAUAAUGACGGUCAACUUUCAAUAGCAGAACUAGCGGCAUAUUUGACGCAGACGUGUAAAUGAUAAGUUCAGAGGAUUCCAAAAGAAAAAUAGUGAUGAUCUUCUCUCAACAAAAUACUAUCCAGUUUUAUUAAUUUUUUUGCAAUGACUUUUACACAGUCAUGAUGUGUCCUUUGUGUCAAAAUACUGUUUGGAAAAUUUAUGUACAUUGCCUGUUAGUAGCGUUGUAGCUAUUCGUAUCAGUGGUACACUGUUUAGAUGGUUUGUUUUAUAUUGUAAUUAUAUUUAUUGUUGUUAUUUAUAUUUAUAAAUGUUUGUAUGUAGCACUAUUCUUACAGAUAUAUUGUGAAAGGUACAACAUGAUUUUAGUGAUAGUUCCAUGUGAAAAUUUUUUACAUGUUUGGCUUUGAUCCUCAUAUUCAGGAAACGUUACUAUUGUCACUUUUCAGUGUGCACCCUCUACAAGAAUUGCAUCUGUAUAAAAGCAGAAAUAAACAUGUACAUAUCUUUGUGAUGCCAUUUUAUGUCAUCUAAAAUAUCAAUGCAGAAAUUUUAUCAUUUCAUCAUGCAAAUUCUUAAAAUUUGUAUAUGUUUGUAAAUUGUAUAAGGGCAUCUUGAAACUGUAAUUAUUAAUGCCCUUGAUCGAUUCUAUGUUAUUGAAGAUGUUAGCACACAUAAAUCUCUAAUAAAGCAGGGAUUGUAUUA